Messenger RNA from Mya arenaria, 8923 nucleotides. RefSeq lists its product as uncharacterized. The coding region runs from base 906 to 6914 and encodes 2002 amino acids. Gene Ontology annotation, molecular function: small GTPase binding; neurexin family protein binding. The transcript has 15 exons. Gene Ontology annotation, cellular component: exocytic vesicle; plasma membrane. The record is from RefSeq and is a predicted model, not a curated record. Gene Ontology annotation, biological process: intracellular protein transport; exocytosis. NCBI's taxonomy places the organism in Eukaryota, Metazoa, Mollusca, Bivalvia, Myida, Myidae.
GUCACGUCACGAUUUAAACCAUUAUCAGCAAUAUAACAGAAAUGGACCGCUGUGCUAUUAUUUGUAAAAUGACAGCUUUUGUGUAACACAUUUUAUACCUCUUGGAUAUAUUUUAAUGGCUGUUUAUCAAUUCAUAUGGUGAAAUAUUUUGAAAAUGAUGCUGUUAUCCCAUGUUUGGAUUUUGUUCGAAAUGGAUUUAUAAAAUUAUGGAUGUAACUCUGCAACCCAAGGGUAUCAUAUGAAAAUGAUGGAUGUAACGCUCAAAUUGCUCUUCUAAAUGGGAUGUUUGGGAUAUUUGAUGAAAAGAUGUUAAAAUAAUCCACUUCAGUGUGCAAUGGAGCAAAAUCUGUAGCUGAAUGUUGUAUUAUUAUUAGUGCAUUGUAACCUGUAACGAAAUUCUUGUCAAUUAUACCAUGACAUUUCCCCCUGAAAGCAACUUAACAACAUAAUGUGCAAAAUUAGUGUGUUUCGUAUAUAGGCGUUAUUUGACAAUUAGAUCGGUACUUAAUGAUAAACUGUUAUGUGUGGAUAUUAAUCAGUAUUCUACAUAUAUAUACUGCGAGAAUUAUUUAUAAUUAUUCGUUUUAUAAAGCUGGCAGUCCUGGGUAUGAAGAUUGCCGAGUGAACAAACAGUUAUGCUUGAAAUAGUGGGAAUAUAAUGGAGUUCUUGUAUGUGAUGAAUCUGACAGUGUUUGUUAAGCUGAGUGAAUGAAGAUCAAACUACAAUAUUAUAUACCAGCAUAUAUAGGUUUCCCCGGACAAAAAAGUAUGUUUUAUUGGAAAAAAGACACAGUUUAUUGAUGUGUCAUUCAUAAUGAAGAUUAUAUCUGAAUAAAGUACGACGCUACAAGUUAGUUCUCAAGAAUCUUUAUACAGUUUGAAAAUCAAGUUUCUAUGAGAACAAGAUGGAUCCUUGCAUUGAGGUCGUGGAGAAGCUUUCACAGCGUGAAAAGAACUCCAUUCUUGCGGUCCUUCAAAGGGAUGAUAAAAUUCGGGUCACCCAGGAGCAGAAAAUCCGUCGCCUCAAGAGGGACAUCCAUGACAUCCGAAUGUGCAGCGUUCUCCGCGCUGGCGAUGAUCAGAACAAGAUGUGCCUUCGAUGUCGAUCAGAGCUUGGAUUUCUAUUUAACCGAGGGGCUCUGUGUCCAGCGUGCAAGUUCAAGGUCUGCAAAGCAUGCCAGGAAGUGAUGUUCAAUGGCUCAUGGCUUUGUCAACUGUGUUACAAGCAGAGGCAGCUGAAAUGGCUGACUGGCGAGUGGGCAGCAUCGUUUGAGCAGAACCCUCUGAGGAGAUGGGCUUCCGGAUCUGAUCUGAUCAAGCCCGGGCUUCAACUUAUCCCUGGGGCCCCUACCAUUGACAUAGAUGAGCCUCGUUCCAGUCAACAGAACAAUAACACAGACCGAAAGGCCAUCCGUAAUGGAGUCAGUCGAGCGGAACAAGAGAAGACGAGAGUGGAAGUUCCGAAAGAAGGGGAUCAGUUAAAGUUGACGGAAUUAUUUAAUGUUCUAAGAGUUAAAAAGCCAUCAGAAGAGGUCCCUCUACCUGAGACGCAAGUUCGAAAGGUAACCUCGAGACGAUAUAGUGAAUCUGAUAGUGAUUCUAGUUCUAACUCCGAUGUAGAGGUACGUAGCUCCUCCACUGGGUUUUCAAUGACAGAAUCUGAAUUUGAUACUAGAAGAAUUGAUUCCCCGAUUAUUGAGGAAACUGUGUCACCAAGGAGAAUGGAAUCACCACUGAAAUUACGGGAUUCUCCAACCGAUCUAGAAAGCACGCAUAGGUUUACAUCAGAACAUUCAGAGAGGCAUGAAUCUCAUCAAAAAUUUCAUUUGCAAUUUCAAAAUGAAUCUCAUCCUCAACAUACCGGUAGUGACACAAAUUAUGAAAUCCAUAGGCCUGUCCCAGCUCUUAGGUCACCUAAACCAUCUCCUAGGAGACUUCAGGUGGAUCAGUAUGAUACAUCUGCUCAUGGACAAUCUGCUGUAAGGUCUAAAUCUCCAAGAACUCAUGAGGUUAAAGUAGAACAGGAGAGAGAGGCUAUAGUGUCAAAAUCUGUUGAACCGGUUUGUAAAUCUGAUACAGAAAGCCUAAGAGAAGAAAAAGUGUCUGAAAAUUUAAGUGAACAUGUUGUUAAGACAAAAGAAUCUCUUGAUCAAAAGCGUCAGAUUGAAAAAUCUAAAAGCCCAUCUUUAGAAUACAUUAGGAUAAAUGAAAAUCAGAUGGUUGUUAGGCCAAAGACUAGAGAUAGAGCUAGAAAACCUGAUGAAAAUAUGAAACAAGUAAGAAGUGAUACAAAUACUCCGAGGGCUGAACAUUUCCGUAAGAGAAAUGAACCCAAGAGUGAUAGGGAUUUACAAAGACCAAUACCAAAAGCUGCUGCAAACAGAAAAUAUACCAUUCCUAAUGAUCAUUCCAAACCUGAUGAGACUCAUUCUAAUAACAUCUCCGAGAAUGAUAUGUUUAUUAGCCAAUCAAAACAUGGUGAAACUGAAAGUGAAAGUGCCCAAUCACUUGGCCAACUUGCAGUACCACGAACUGGGUCACCAUAUUCCAUCUCGAUGGAUUCAAUCCCGUCUUCACAUCCCUCCCCGACUCUUCAGCGAAUCAGCAUUAGCGAGAGUUUGCCAGAUUCCUCAGACAAUGAUUCCGUGUCGAAACAUAGUCUCCAGGAUAUUAAUGAACGUACUGGGGCCAAGGAAGGUGAUGAUUAUGUUGAAGAAGAAAUUUCCAAAGUUCGAUUUAGAAGAAUGUCAAAGACCUUGGAAAAGAUGGCUGUCAUCUCCAACAUGGCAAAGUCUCCAAAAACUGAAAUAGAGGGUGUAGAAAUUGAACAGAAGAGAACCCAGUCUAGAGGGGUCAAAAGGGGCCAAGAGGUUGCACAAGGGCAUGAGGAGGGAGGGGUCAAAGGCCCAGGGGUGGGGUUACAGGUGUCAGAGUCAGAAGGAUUUGAUUUGGCUCAUAUUGGAGAUGGUAGAAUCAGUUUAGAUGAUGAAUCUGUUUCAGAUGAAACAGAAGUGUUUGAAGAUAUUAUUAAAGUAGAUAAGGCUGAGUUGAAAGUAGCAAGUAAGGCAUCAGAAGACAUGUUGAAGAAAAUGCAAAAUUUGACAGCCAAGAAUCGUGCAAAAUCUAUUGAAGAAAUGACUUGGAUUGAUGAGUGCGAUGAUGACGAUGUGGAGAAAGAUGGUAAAACUCCACUGAAGAAAUUACCAAGACAUUUGACAAGCUCAGUGAUUGAAUCGGAGAGAAAACCGUCAGAGGCUGAUUCUAUAGAAGGUAUGAUAGAUGAUAUGGCACAAGCUCAAUUGAAUGUUGAAACAAUGGUGCAGGAUGACAAAGUUUCAGCUACUGAGUCAGAAUCUGGAAUGAGCAUGACACCAAUUUCACCCUUUCCUGAGGAUUUGUACUUCAAAAGGUCUGGUGAUUACAGACUUGCAUAUAUUUCUGAUGAUAAUCUAGAUGAUGAUACAAAUGAUGUUUUUGAGGUUCAAGAGAAAGAAAAAGCUCCCGAAAAAGUUGAAGUUGAUGAAAAAAUGUCUGCUGAAAAGAAGAAACUACAGAAGAUGGGCUCUCUUGACCUACUGUUACAAGAACAAGGUGACUUUGUAGAUGGAAGCGUGAACUUUGUUGAGCUUGAACAUGAGUAUCAAAGUGCCUUGAGAUACUCAGAAGGAGACAAUGAAGACAUUGGAGAAAAAGAAAAUGAUAAGAAAGAGACUGAGAACAAGCUUGCUAAUGUGAUUGAAUCAUCAGAGAUACAUACACAAAACAUAAUUCCAGAAAUGUUACUAACAUCAUCUAAAGCAACCCUUAUGCCCAUGUCCGCACCUUUGAAAGAAAAGCCAAAACUUGUUUCAAAGACUUCUCUUGAUGUUUUACUUGACAAACAAGGACAUUUCAUUAACCUGGAAAUGGACAAAGCAGACUUUGAUGCAGAACUUUUGAAAUCUUUGGAGAGACAAUUUGACGAGAACAUUCAAAGUCAACUUCACCAUGGACCAAAGAACCUUGAGUAUGCUUAUUUAGGUGUUGCUCCGUCAUUUGAUAUGACUGAUUCACAACACCAGGUAUCCCCUGUAAAUGAUGAUCUUGAUGAUUUUGACAAUAUUGUCGAAAAUGCAGAGACUUUGUUCAAAAGGGAAGAAACUGAUAAAAAUGGUAAAGAACAAGGAGACAACGUAAAUUUGAUUGUCCAGAGGUUAAAAAUCCCUGUUGCAGAAACCAGUUCAUCCGAUACCUCUGAUUCUGAUAUAUUGAGUGUAAUUGAAGAAGUCGAGGAUGAAACAAGUGACUAUCCUGAUGUUGAGAAUGGAAAACCUGUUGUGAAGAUUUCAAGCAGUAAUAGUUUAAGACGGGAUAAUCUGACUAAGAAAAUAGUAGCAAAACGUGAUGACCCUACUACUGACACUGCUCAGAAAAAUCAAGAAAUGAAACUAGAGGAUGAACCACCAAAAAAACCUCCAAGGCUUAAGGGAAAACUCUAUGAAAAGGUGAAAACUAUGGAAAGUUUAGUUACUGAGAGUAAAGGUGGGAGUCCAGCUGUGAUAAAGAAGAAGGAAGCUGACACUAAGACACAAGACAAAUAUAAGAAACUGCAUGACCAUUGGAUUGCAAUUGAAAAGAAUGAAGCAGACAUUCUUGAUCUUGAAGAUGAAGAGAAUGAAAUAAAUGGAGGUGUAAAAACUGCUGCAAAAAUACAAGACAUUCCAGAUGAGGUAAAUGAAGCCAUUCUUACACUAGAAAAACAUAUAGAUGAACAUGAUGAGGAGCUGCAGGUUGAAACUGUAGAAACUGUUCUUCAUAGUACUAUGAAUGAAUACAAAGACAACCUUGGUGUAAGUAUAAAUGAUAGCAAUGCACUGUGUAUGAGUAUUUCGGAUAUAAGCAGUCCUCCACCUGUAGAUGUUUCUGACGGGGACAUGGAAAGAAAUUCAAUGAAGAAUUUAGCAGCAGAUGCUGAAGAAGAAACUGAAAGUGAAAAGAUGGAAUCACAUGGGAUAAGACUAAGAGGUUUUUGUCACAGUCUAUCUGAUCUUGAAGAUGAAGACACAGGUGAUAGUAAAAUAAUCAGCAUAACUGAUUCUAAUGAUAUUUGCCAUAGUAUUUCAGACAUUGAUUACUAUAACAAAGAAUCACUUGGUAAUAUUGACAUAGAUAAUGAAAUAGACGUGGAUGAAUUGUUAGGGAGGCAUAAACCAGUGAUAAAGUGUUGCAGCAUAUCAGAAGGGCAGGCUGAUCUUGUUUACCAUGUUCCGGAAGAUACAGAAAUAUGCCAUAGUAUUGAUGAGGAGGUCAACAUUUAUAAAGUUGAAUCUGUACCUUUGAAUGAUGAAUUAGGUACACUGAUAAUAGGAAAUGCUAGCAACAUGGAAAGUAAGACUGAUGUUAAUCCGCAUCAACCUUUAAAAAGACUUUCAGGAGAAAAGGGAAAGAAAGUAAACCAGGUGGAAGCUAUUUUCAAAAGUCAUGUUGAUUUGCAAGUAGACACAAGCGGACAUGUUUCGCCUCCUAUUGUAGAUGAUACCCUGUUCUUUAAAGUCCCUGUACCGCCUGAAAGGCCAUCCCGAAGUAAAAAAACGGCCCCUCCCGCCCCUAAAAGCCCAGAAAUUCCUGCUGACACCCCUAAAGAAAACUCGGACUCGCCCAGAUCAGAGAAACUAGCAGCAUAUCGUGUAGAUUCUCCACAGGCCAUGUCCGAAACCGGUAGCCAAGACGACAGUGGACACGUUAGUGGUGGAUCAAGGGGAACAACUCCGGAACACAAACGGACAGACAGCAAUUACUCGCAAUCUUCAAUUCCUUCCACACUUUCUACGGUAACGGACGACGAUGAAGACAUUGAUUCACUGGUUGCUAAGGUGAAACAGAAACAAGUACUACAUGGUAGCCGUGGCAACCUACUUUCGGUGUUUGGUGACAGCAGAGAAAGCCUGGCCAGUUACUAUAGUGAUGCCGGUGACAUUGCCUAUAGCAACGUUCCAGUUACAGGGGAGAUUUUAUUGAGUAUCAAUUACAACCAUAAAACAGGGAUGCUGGAGGUUGGGAUCAAGAACUGCAGGGAUAUUGCAGUAGCAGAUUCAAGAAGGAAAAAGACCGAUCCUUAUGUAAAGACAUACCUCCUGCCUGACAGAACUAGGAAUGGCAAGAGGAAGACCAAAGUGAAGAAACACACAACCUGUCCACAGUUUGAUGAAACACUCCAGUACCAGUUAACCAGUAGCGAGCUUUCAAACCGAACCCUGUGGGUGACAGUCUGGCACAAUGACCGAUUUGGUCGAAACACGUUCCUCGGUGAAGUCACAAUCAACUUUGAAUACUACAAGUUUGAUGACCCCUUCCCAAGAUGGUAUCCCCUCCAGGAAAGGAUUGACAGCCAGCCUUCCUCGAUGAUGGUUUAUAAAGGAGAUCUGAGUAUCAGUGUCCGAUUUGUGCCUAAAGAUAAACCGUCUACAUCUACAGGGAGGUCUUCCAAAGAGAGUGGUAAGGGUCGCCUGGAAGUCCUCAUCAAGGAGGCACGUAACCUGACUGGCGUCAAGUACAACGGAUUCUCUGACCCAUUUUGUAAAGGAUACUUGUUACCAGAAAAAAAUAGAGGCAGCAAACAGAAGACGUCGGUGAUCCGUAAAGAAUGUAAUCCAUUCUGGAAUCAUACAUUCACUUUUGAUGACAUCUCAUUAAUGGAGCUACGGGAGCGCAGUCUAGAAUUAACCAUUUGGGACCACGAGAAGCUCUCGAGUAACGAUUUUCUGGGUGGGGCUCGGUUAAAUCUUGGAUCAGGCAUGAGUCAAGGCAAGCCAGUAGAUUGGAUGGAUGCGAGGGGUGAAGAGAUGUCAAUAUGGCAGGCGAUGCUGGACAGACCCAAUCUUUGGAUAGACGGGGCUCUUAUACUCCGUCCGAACAUGGAUAAACGCAAAUUCUAAAUGGGGAAUAAAUUUCCAAUUUGUCAUUCCACAGUGGGGUGAUUGUUUAUUUAUUCCAUUUAAAUGUGGAUUAUUGCAAAUACCAAAUUGGGAGUGAAUACCAUAUGUUGUACUGGUUAUUCUAAAUCUGAAUAUAAACAACGUUGAUGAUUAUGAAAAUUACCUUAUUGGUGCUGGAAAAACUACAAAACUUUGAAUUCAAAAUUUUUCUGUAUUUCUGUUGCUUUUGAAUUUUGAAUGGGCUUUACAGGGGCUAGACACCAAAUGAUAAAAUUGCAAGAUAUUUAAUUUUUUUUGUCAAAAACGUACCUUUAAUUGUCAUUCUUACUGAUGUAUAACAUUGCUUACGACACAUGUAUCUUUCACUGUUUUUGCGCAUUUUUUCCAAUUCAAAACUAACUACGGUUGUAAACCAUGUUAAUCCCAGUAAGUUUAAAAUAGCAUCACUACAAUUAUCUCCAUUGACAAUUCUAGGCUUGUUUUGAAAUGCGCUGAUAAUAUUUGCCGAUUGUUUGACCAUCUGGUGUCUAGCCCCUUUAAGCUGCCUUAAAUUUUACAUUAUUAUCCUUAUAAAAUCAAAACUGUUUUUAUGGUAAUCAAAGUGCAUUGAUCUUUGCAUACAUGUAUUAAGGACAUUUUGAAACAACAUGAUCUUAAUUGAUUUAUAUUUUCUGUAUGAUAUUGCAAAGUUUUUCAUAAGUUCAUUGUUCUUCGUUUUUUCAAAAUUAAUUAAAUGAAAACACACAGUGCUUCUGGUUUCAUACACAUAUUUAGAAUGGAUGUUCAUGUAAAUGCAUGUCUUAAAAAUAUAAAAAAUGCUCUUUUUGUAAACAUAUAUAUAUGUCAUAAGAAAUAUAGUUAAACAGAAUAAAGUUAUUAUACAAAAUGUAAUCAAAAUAAUAACCAGAUAUAUCCAUUAUUUUUUUCUAAUAGCUGUAUCAUAUUGUUGACCUUUUUACGCAGAUACUGUUUUAAGCCGCCAGGUUUAUACCAAAACAAAAUCACUACACGGCCAAUUAAUUUCCAGAUUCUAGCAUAGCGAUAUCACAUUCGGAACACCUCGGACAUUUUCCAUCGAAAACAACCUCGGAUGUUUAUGGAUGGUUUACAAUGUCAGAAAUCUUUACAUUUAACUACACUGCAAGUUGAUUGCGUAGUAAUUCGAAUUAAGCAAUUAAUAUUAAUGACUCUUUGGUAUCUUAAUUAUUUAUGCAAUUAUACACUUCACUGGCAAUCAUUUUAAACUUAGUAAUACAAAAUACACAUUAAAAUACUACAGCGAUUUUGUUUUUAAUAUUAAUUAUCACUAUUAUUUAAAUUUUACGAACUAUCUUUACUGUUAUACGGGCAUACAUUCGGGGUUGUUUUCAAAGAAAAGUGGCUGAGAUGUUCCAAAUGAGUGAUUUCAUUAUAAUUUUGAAUAAGGGUAAAAUUACUAAGUGUAAAACGAGGCGAAAAGUACAUUGAUUCAUUUUUUUCUUCAUUAAAAUGUAUAUAUUAUAAUAUAAAUACACAUAAUUCGUUUUUUUGUAUAAUCUGUAAAUAGAGUUAGGAAAUAUUUAAACAAAACAAUGUAAGUUUUUGACCUGAAACACAGAGAUUAUUUUGAUUAUUGCCUUUAUAUUGUAAUCUUUAUCUAAACUAAUACCUAAACACUGCUCUUGUUCCAUAAAAAAUGUACAUGUUUGUAACCACCAUUUCUUUUAUAAUUUUACAUUGUAUAGCAAUCUAAUGCAUUGCAAUCCAUUUGAAAGCUGUAGAUUAUUAAAACUGAACACAUAUGUUCAAUACAGGUUAUCAUCCAUGCAAACAGUUUCAUGUGUUAUGUAGGAAUGUUAAAGUUUAAUAAACUUUUAUCUGUUGUUUCGUUCGUUAAUCAACAUGUAUGUGCUAUUAUAUAUUUGCCAGUUGAUUUUCAUAAUGGUUGUACAUAUUAGAGCUUUUACUUAUUGUACUUACAUGUUCUUUCAUAUUUCAAUUUGUAUGUUAAUAAAGUUUUCUGAAACAAU